Molecule: messenger RNA, 1023 nt
Organism: Prunus armeniaca (apricot)
Lineage: Eukaryota; Viridiplantae; Streptophyta; Magnoliopsida; Rosales; Rosaceae
Source: the annotation of a GenBank genome assembly
AUGGGCGGAGUGACCUCUUCGAUUGCAGCCAAGUUCGCGUUUUUCCCGCCGAAUCCGCCGUCGUACAGAGUCGUCCCCGACGAGUCGUGUGGAGGGGUACUGUACAUUCCGGAGGUGCCUAGAAGGGACGACGUGGAUGUGAUCAAGCUCAGGACUCGCCGAGGGAAUGAAAUCGUGGCCGUACACGUCAAGCACCCCAAGGCCUCGGCUACUAUGCUCUACUCCCAUGGAAAUGCUGCUGAUUUGGGCCAGAUGUUCGAGCUCUUCGUCGAAUUGAGUGCUCGCCUUCGGGUUAAUUUGAUGGGCUAUGAUUACUCUGGCUAUGGACAGUCAACUGGGAAGGCAACUGAAUAUAAUACAUAUGCCGACAUUGAUGCAGCUUAUAAAUGCCUCAAGGAGAAAUAUGGGGUCAAAGAUGAGCAACUAAUAUUAUAUGGUCAGUCUGUUGGUAGUGGCCCAACUGUUGAUCUUGCUUCACGUUUACCAACCUUGAGAGGUGUGGUGUUACACAGUCCUAUUUUGUCAGGGCUGAGGGUGUUGUACCCUGUCAAGCGGACGUACUGGUUUGAUAUUUACAAGAAUAUCGACAAAAUGGCAUUGGUGAACUGUCCUGUCCUGGUUAUACAUGGGACAGCAGAUGAAGUUGUAGAUUCGUCCCAUGGGAAGCAACUUUGGGUGCUUUGCAAGGAAAAGUAUGAACCUUUAUGGCUUAGUGGAGGUGGACAUUGCAAUCUUGAGCUUUACCCAGAAUUCAUUAAACAUCUAAAGAAAUUUGUACAUAGCCUUGGCAAGUCAAAAUCAGCCACAAAUGGUUCUAAAACAAGUACAGUAGAUUCUGACAAAUGCAAACAACCUGAAACCGGCACUUCAGAUUCAUCCGAAUUGGGUUCUGAUCUUCCGGAAGUUUCUAGAAACAGCUUAGAUAGUCGACUUGAGAAGUCUAAAAAGCCAAACAAGCCUGAAAAGUCUCGGAUGAGCACUGACCGAGCUGACACCUUUAAGAGAAAGAGUUUAGUGUGGUGA